AUGAACCCUCUGUUCCUCCGACAAAGACUCACCUCCACAUUCCAACGACAAGCCAGCAGGUCUUACAGCAAGACGACAGCCGCAAGAAUGGCUGACCGUGUGCACCGCGUGACCAUGUUCAAGAUGCCCAAGGAGGAGGAUCGUAAGCGGAUGCUGGAGGCGUACAACGCGCUGGCCAAGAACAACCAGAAGGAUGGCAAGCCGUACAUCCUGUCCAUGGUCGUCGGCCCCGCCGAGGAGGACCAGCGCAGCCAGGGAUACACCCUCGUGUCAAAGACCGAGUUCGCCAGCCUGGAGGACCUGAGGUACUACGACGACGCCUGCACCGCCCACGACGGCGUCAAGGCCGUGGUCAGGGAUGUCCAGUGCGACGGGAUCCUCACCGUGUACUUUAAGCCCCAGGAAAUUGGCGGCAUUGCCCCUUGA
Messenger RNA from Clonostachys byssicola, 426 nucleotides. The record is from the annotation of a GenBank genome assembly. Lineage: Eukaryota; Fungi; Ascomycota; Sordariomycetes; Hypocreales; Bionectriaceae.